GCAAAAUAUCGUCGAAGAAAUACUACCGGUGUAGUGGAAUGUGAUAAAAUUGAUUGGAAUUUAACAGCAAAGUGAUCCAUGUUUAAGUGUGGUGAUAUUCACUUUAAAAAGAAAGAGGUCUAUUUGGGAGUCUCGUUGAUGACUGGACUUUUUCUGUCUGCAACUUUAUUCAACGACUUCGUGGCGUACUUGGAAUUUGAGAUGCCCGAACACACGACGCAGGGUUUCACCUUUGCCAUCAUGCUUAUCAACUUGAUUUCCUUCAAAAUGGCCAUCCUAGCCUUCAUCUAUAACUGUUUAGCUAUGAAAUGUAUCGCAAAGCAAAUAUCAGCUGUGUCAAUAGCGUGGAACCUGGUUUUAUUUAUUGUGAGAAUAUCAUUGGACCUAGCGCUCAUCGAGUACAGACAGGAAGGGUACGCCGUGGAAUGAAAUGAAAAGGAAUUUUCACGGAGUAUUCCAAGAAAGUAGCGUGGCGCCAAG
Molecule: messenger RNA, 480 nt
Organism: Dendronephthya gigantea
Lineage: Eukaryota; Metazoa; Cnidaria; Anthozoa; Malacalcyonacea; Nephtheidae
Exons: 5
Coding region: 79-429 (116 amino acids)
Source: RefSeq, a predicted model, not a curated record